AAACAGUCUGCGGGAGAAACCCAGAAGCUCCGCUGCUCUUUUGAGACGAAACUAUUAGGCAGAGGGGAGAUGGCCUUUUCCUGCAUCAUUCCCAGAGUUUAAAAGGCACUCUUGAGGCAGCUGCAUUUGGCUACAGCUCUGUCUUUCUAACAUACGUAAAACACUUAUUUUUAGUAUGGUCUUUAGAGGCCAAUGCUUUUAUGGUUUGGAUUUUAAUUUACCAAUCACAUUUUUCAUUAUUGUGACUAUUCCUCUAGAUCCUUUAGGACAGAAACGUUAUUUAUUUCCUUAUCUUUUUAUGUUAGUUGUGUUCAACGCUUGUCCUAAAGGAUCAGAUUAGAAGAAUAUAAUAUAAUUUAAAAAUGAUGUGCUAUUCUAGACAUUGUCUCUCAAGUCUACAUUUUAAUUUUUGAAAUAAAAAUGUCAAAGCUAUUCUGCAGUCUCACCUAUUACCUUAUCUUCUAGUUUCCAACACUGAUUUUGUGAUGGAAAACGAUUUGUUGAGAAAAUUAAGAGAAAACAUGAAACGUGUUCUUACUCAAGAGGAAGAAAUAUCGAGACUUCCUCUUCUGUCAUCUGCCACUGAAGAACGGAGACGUGCUGAGAACUCCCAGGUUUCCAGACAUCCAGAAAUGCGCGUGGGCCAGGAUUUAAGUUUAAAGUUGCGUUCCCCUCAGAUUGUUCAGACAAAAACUGAAAGACUGGAAGUAGAUCUGAAGAGAGCGAGGGGCCAGAGUUAUAUGAAGACAAUGGAAAUAUCAAAACUUCUGGCAGAAAAAGAGGAGCUGGAACUAAAAAUUCAGGAGCUUACAAAUAAAAAUAUACAAUUGGCCAAAGAAAAAGAAAAACUUUGUGAACAGUAUGAAGAAAAGCUGAGCAGGAAAAAUCGUUCAGAUGAGUCUGGGCAGCUGGAAAAACUCAGACGAGAGAAUGAGAGUCUCAGCUGCAAGGUGCAGAAACACGCUGAAGAAAAAGCAGAGCUCCUACGAGAAAAUAAUGACCUCAAAGACGAACUUUAUCGAAAGACAACACUGAUGUCAUUAAUGACAUUAGAAAACAAAGAGCUCCAAAAUAAGGCCGAGAUGAGCUGCCAUUCUUUUCGUUGGAAGUGA
Ahaetulla prasina is the source of this 1112-nucleotide messenger RNA. RefSeq names its product golgin subfamily A member 6B-like. Bases 486 to 1112 code for a protein of 208 amino acids. The transcript is spliced from 7 exons. Lineage: Eukaryota; Metazoa; Chordata; Lepidosauria; Squamata; Colubridae. The record is from RefSeq and is a predicted model, not a curated record.